Messenger RNA from Poecilia latipinna (sailfin molly), 3200 nucleotides. RefSeq names its product abl interactor 2-like. Bases 38 to 1822 code for a protein of 594 amino acids. Lineage: Eukaryota; Metazoa; Chordata; Actinopteri; Cyprinodontiformes; Poeciliidae. Gene Ontology annotation, molecular function: signaling adaptor activity; SH3 domain binding. The transcript is spliced from 12 exons. Gene Ontology annotation, cellular component: lamellipodium; SCAR complex; actin-based cell projection. The record is from RefSeq and is a predicted model, not a curated record. Gene Ontology annotation, biological process: neuron migration.
GCGAGCCGCAGCCGUUAGUAGUAAGGACUAUGUAAAGAUGGCGGAGCUACAGAUGCUGCUGGAGGAGGAAAUUCCUGCGGGACGGAGAGCGUUACUGGACAGUUUUACCAAUCUGGAAAGAGUAGCGGAAUACUGCGAAAGCAAUUAUGUCCAGUCUGCAGACAAAGAGCAAGCGCUGGAGGAGACCAAGAGCUACACCACCCAGUCUCUGGCCAGCGUCGCCUACCUUAUCAACACGCUGGCCAACAACGUGCUGCAGAUGCUCGACAUCCAGGCCUCGCAGCUCCGCCGCAUGGAGAGCUCCGUCAACCACAUCUCACAGACAGUCGACAUCCACAAGGAGAAGGUGGCGAGGCGUGAGAUUGGCAUACUGACCACCAACAAAAACACGUCCCGCUCCCAUAAAAUCAUCGCCCCAGCCAACCUGGAGAGGCCGGUGCGCUACAUCAGGAAGCCCAUUGACUACAGCGUGCUGGAUGACACUGGACAUGGAGUCAAGUGGUUGAUGAGGUUCAAGGUAAAUGGCCAGCAGAGUCUGAAACUUGGAGGAGGUCUGUCCCGGACUAACCCCCCAACCCAGAAACCACCCAGCCCUCCAAGGGCGGGGAAAGGAAUCUUGGGGCACAAGAACUCCCCCUACAGGACACUGGAGCCGGUGCGCCCUCCCGUCGUGCCCAACGAUUACGCCUCCAGCCCGACGAGAAACAAUGCGGGUGCUGGACAGCUGCCGAGUCCGGUCCGCACCGCCACCCUGAACCAGCGACCCCGAACGUACAGUGGCAGCAGCGGAGGCAGUCACCCCAGCAGCAGCAGUCGCAGCAGCAGCAGGGAGAACAGUGGCAGCGGCAGUGUGGGCGUUCCCAUCGCCGUGCCAACGCCGUCGCCGCCCUCCACCUUCCCAGUCUCCCCGACUGCUGGACCGUCCAGCUCUUCCUCCACAGCUCCAAACUCCUCCCCUUCUCCCUCGCCGACUCCUUCCUCUUUCUCCUCUUCCUCCUCCACCACCACCUUAACCCAGCCUAACGCGCCCCUACCACCAAACUCACCCGCACACCAAGCCGACUCCUCUCCUCACACAAGCUCCCAAACAAACGUACCGAACACCAACACCUCCCCACCUUCUAACCCUUCUCCCAGCACCUCUGAAGGCCAGUCCCAGCUGUCUUCUCUUCCUCUUCCUGCUCCUCCUCCUCCUUCACUCUCCUCCUCUUCAUCACCUGCUGAAGGUCCCUUCGUCCCCCAGUUCUACAGCAUGAACCGGCCCCAGCCUCGACAACAGACCCCACAGGUGGGGGGGUCACUCCCAUACCGCCGACCCCCUUCUGUGACUGGUCAGCCGAUUACCAACCACGUCAACGGAGGACCCUACUACAACCAGAGCCCAGCCUCGCCUCCGCCCCCAUCGCUCCUGCAGUUCACCCCUCAGCUGCCUCUGAUGGGUUUCGUUGCUCGAGUUCAAGAAUCCAUUACAGACGCUCCUCCUCCUCAACCGUCAGCAGACACGCCUUCGGGGCCCGAUGAGACUCCGUCCACCCCGAAACCUUCAGAGGAUGGACACGGUGAGGAAGACUCUAAAGUAGUGGAGUACAGCGAUCCGUACGCUGAAGAGGACCCGCCGUGGGCCCCCAGGAGCUACAUGGAGAAAGUGGUGGCUGUGUAUGAUUACACCGCAGACAAGGAGGACGAGCUUUCCUUUCAGGAAGGAGCGAUCAUUUAUGUUGUCAAAAAGAAUGAGGACGGAUGGUUCGAAGGGGUGAUGAACGCCACCACCGGCCUCUUCCCAGGAAACUACGUAGAGUCCAUCAUGCACUACGCCGACUGAGACCGCCUGAGUCUCGCUCACAGGUGGAGAUCAUUUAAUCUGCGGCUCACCUGCUUCGAGCAGUGAAGGUGAACUUUGGUCUGCCUUUUAUAUGUUCCUCCUUUGGGUUCAAACUAUUCAAUUCAGUUGGAUAUUCUGAUUAUUUAUUGGACUGGGUUUUUGUUGGCUUGUUUAUAAAGUGUUUUAAUCUCCCAGAUUAUCUCCAAAAUGAUUCUGUGCGCUCCAUUUAUCUCGGGUGAAUUUCAGGUGAUUUGCUGGUCAUGUUUUACUAAUAAAUUAAUAACUUGCUUAUACACAACAUGUUUUAGCUGUGAGUAAAUCCAUUCAUCAGAAUGCUGUUUCUUCAUUCUGUUUAAGUGUAGAAAGAAGCGUUUUGGUCGUACGGACGCCACCAGAAUGUUUCCAGAAAGUUCCUGCUGCAAAUACAAGCAUGGUAACAAAAGAUAGCGAGAAGGCAGUGUGGAAAUACUCCUGAGAAAACUCUACUUUUUAUUCAACGUUUCCCCGUUAUAUUGGUUAUAAAUCAGUGUGGAAUUAGUGGAAUAGAUACAAAUGGCAGAAAAAUCUUGUUGGCCUUUCCAAAAGUUACAUACUGUGCCUUGCAAAAUUAUUCAUGAACUUUUUCACAUUUUGUCUCGUUUCAACCACAAACCUCAUUGUCUUUUUGUUUAGAUUUUACUUCAUAGACAAACAAAACGUAACGUGUAAUUAAUUGUGAAGUGUGAUCGACUUACCCUGCUGCACUUUUCCUUUUCUAUUUAGGUCUAAAAGUAAAAGUUUGCACCUGUUCGGUCAUUGAGUUCUUAACUCUUUAAUCUGAUAAGGCUGAAACAGCAGAGCUGUUUGCUGGAUUUUUUGAAGGUGUGUGAGGAUUUGUUUAGUUUGUGUCAGAUAUAUGUUUCCUCAGUAUUAACUUUCUAAAGUAACUUUACCAUAUGUUUUUUUAUUGUUUUUAUUUUUUAUUUUUUGCAUUUUGCCAUGAAGAGAGUAAGUGCCAAAGGAAAAGAUAUUUAAUGACUAUUUUUAUGGGUUUUUUUUGUCUUGUGAUUAUUGAAAUCAGGAAGAUUUUACCAGCUGAACCAGUGACAAAAUGAUUCCUUUUUUUUUUCAAUUUCCACUGACUAAGGUUAUUUUAACUUAUAUUUUAAAUAAUGAUUGAAAAACACAUUAGAUCUUAUGAAGAGGACCUCAUUUAAAAAUGUAUGGGAUUCCAUUUUUUUCUUCCUCAUCUUCCCUCCAACUUUCUGAGGCUCUCUUAGCGCCCCCUGGUGGGACACACUUUAAAAACGCUGGUUUACAGUACUGACCGUUAUGACGGUGUUUUAGGGCCAAGAUGGAUGGAAAACAGUACAUUUGACCAAAAAAAAAAAAAAAAAAU